UGUCGGUCAGUGAUGCUGGUCUCGCGGCUGGUAGGGCCCUGGGUGAUGUAACCCGGGUUGUUUAGUUUCACCUUUGGGAUAGUGUGCAGAAAAUGCGUUGUGUGUCGCUGGCAGCGUUAACCCGCUGUGUACAGCAUGGGGGGCGGGGCGGGUGGCUCCGGACUGUCGUUUGUGAAGUGCGUCCCCAGACAGUAUCUGCCUGUACAGCUUUGGGUGUCUUGGAACAUGCCCGGGAUCUGCCUGCCUCUGCCUGGGAUUAAAGGUGAGAUUCCUACUGAAAGAACCUUGAAGUUGGCACAAGAUGCCCUAAGACCAAGAUUUCAACACAAAGGAGUGUCUGGAUUUGGAGUCUUGUCAGUAGCAAGCAGAGGUAGCAAGCACGCAAUGUCUGACAGCGUUUGAAGAUUUUCUGCUCACUGUUUAUAAGUCUAUAGGAGGAUUUUCCACAGAAGCAAUGUCUUUGGUCCCAAUAGCACCUUAUACAUACACACCCCUGAAUCUACUUAAAGAUGGUACAGUUGUCAAUGUCUGUGGUGUUGUGAAGUUCUUUAAGCCUCCCUACUUAAGCAAAGGAACUGAUUAUUGUUCAGUUGUAACAAUUGUGGACCAGACAAAUGUGAAGUUAACAUGCAUGCUCUUUAGUAGGAACUAUGAAGACCUUCCAGUCAUUUAUAAAGUUGGGGACAUUGUUUGUUUCCGUGGGCUGAAGAUCCAACUGUAUAACAACGAACUUCAGGGAAUCAGCAACUAUGGUUUUGCAUCUUUGACACUUGAUGGUUCUUUAAUGUCUCCUGCGACACUGCGCACUUCAGGCAGAAACUUUAACGUCACUGCUCUGGACCACAGUAUGGUAGAAGCCUUGCGGGCUUGGGCGUCCACACAUGCGCCACCUCCCUCCACCGUACUGCAGCUCUCUGACGUCCACCCCAUGCAGUACUGUGACCUGACCUGUCAGCUCCUGGGCAAAGCAGAAGUGGAUGGGACAUCUUUUCUUCUGAAGGUAUGGGAUGGCACCAGGACGAAGUUUCCCUCUUGGAGAGUCUGCAUCCAAGACCUUGUGUUCGAAGGUGACUUAAGUCACAUUCUGCGGCUACAGAAUCUGGUGAUAGACAUUGUAGUUUAUGAUAAUCAUGUCCAAAUGGCAAAAUCCCUGAAGAUUGGAAGCUUUCUUAGAAUCUAUAGCGUCCAUACCAAACUUCAGCCCGUUAAUUCAGAGUCCAUGACUUCACUGAUAAGGUUGGAGUUUCAUCUUCAUGGAGGGACCAGCUACGGUCGGGGGAUCAGAGUCUUACCAGAAAGUAACCCUGAUGUCGAUCGGCUGAAAAGAACUUUAGAAUCUGUAGAUUUGGCAGCCAUUCAGCUCUCAAAUGAUACCUGUCAAUCAGAGGAAGAAGACAACUGUUUAACACCUUCAGACUCUGGCUCAGACUUGGUUUCACUGUACGCAGUAGAAAGAUGUCAACAAUUCUGUGCUACAAAGCUUACAGAUCAGCACUGUUUAGAGAAGACACCACUGCGCACCGUUCUGAAGGGAAGCGCCCCUCGACAGUAUCGGAUCCUAGCAAAGCUGAGAUCCUACGAGCCCAGAAGGCUUGUCCAGUCUGUUAAACUUCUUUGUCCCAAGUGCCAUUCACUGCAAGAAGUUCCAUGUGAGGAAAAUGUGGAUAAAAUUUUUCAAGAUGCUGCAACUAAGUCCCCAGAGAGCAAACUGCAAGGUACGCCACUGUAUGACUCAGAAGUCUGGGCCACCAAAGACCAAGGAGGGCGCCGUGUCACCGUCCACUUUGUGAAGAUUGACGGCGUCCUCCCUCUUUCAAGUGAAUGCCUAAUUCUGAUAGAAGGAGGACGGCUCUGUGAAAUCUCUAAACUGUCAAGCAUGUUUGGCGGUGUGAUCCCUGUGAGGUCCGGCCUCGAGGACCUGGAGCUCCUAGACCUUGCAGCACCAUUCCUCAUCCGAGGAAAGGUGUGUCACUAUGGAUGUAAGCAGUGCUCAGACGUGAAACCCAUACAAAGCCUGAGUACCAUUCCUAAUAAAAGACAGUGGAUUCCUUCUUCUGUGGCAGAAGUUUUGGGCAUUGUUCCUCUGCAGUAUGUGUUUGUUAUGACUUUCAGUUUUGAUGAUGGAACAGGAGUAUUGGACGCUUACCUUAAGGAUUCUGAGAAAUUUUUCCAGAUUCCAGCAUCCGAAGUCCUCACUGAUGACAGCCUUCAGGGGAAUCUGGAAAAGGUCAUGAAUGUGAUUUGUCCCCCAGGAAUAAAAAUCGAUGCACACCCGUGGCUGGAAUGCCUCAUCAAGUCCUACAACGUCACAAGCGGAGCGGAGCAGCGAAUAUGUUACCAGAUAUUUGGCACCACGGUUGCAGAAGACAUCAUCUAGUGCGACUCUUCAGUGCUGUGCAUAGGGGGUUUAUAGUCACAGCACACUCUGCUGUUGUUAAAGUACCUUCAGAUGUCCACUGCAGUUUAAGUUCUUUUGUGCAGAAAGACAUUUCUUGUGAAUGUGCGACGAUACCUGCUGCUCAGCAUGCCUUCAGGAGAGCUGUGCUGUUCCUGGUGGACCCUGAAGGUCCAUCUCCCGCCCUGAGACUCUUGUUUCUGUGCUGCCCCCCACCGUCCCCUCGUUGGGUUUCUUUUCCUGUCCUGAGUUUUACACCAGCGGUUGAUGUUAGUGUGGGUAGAUGAGAUAUUCUUGAGCUCUUGCUUUCCUUGAUAAAACAGUGGUGGCUACUUUUCUUUCAUCCUGUUCCGUUUUCCUUUAUUUAUGCACAGAGGACGUGCUUGGCCAGUCCUGGGAAGGACGUCUUCCGGUGCCUCCACACACACGUGUUUGCUUGAGUUCAGCUUGAGCAAUGUGUGUCUGAGUGAGCUGGGAUGCACUGAAGAGAGGAUUUGGUUUAAGGAAGAGUGGCAGAGUUGUUUGAUUUGGUGCUUAAGUUGCCCAUUUUAGGAUGAGUCUGUCACUUUAAACCAGAUGUAUUUGAUUUCCACUUCUCUCUGUAAAUAUUCCAUCCUCUACCAACUAAGAGGUGAUUAACUUUAGGAUUUUUCUUAGCUGAAAAAGUAUUAUAUUUUAAUAGUCUUGUGUAAAAAUAUUCCUACAUUGCAAUAGAAUGAUAUGCUUUUUAACUCAGUGGUGUUUAUCAAGUUUAAAAUCAUGAGUAGUCAAUUACUUUUGCACAAACAUGUACAUAUGUGUAUAUAUGCAUUUGUGUAUUUGCUAAAAACAGAGGGAGAACAGAACUGUGUGGCUUAAAAUAAUAAAUAAAUGCAUUUGUUUCUACAACUUCA
Myodes glareolus (Bank vole) is the source of this 3288-nucleotide messenger RNA. Its product is annotated as protection of telomeres protein 1-like. NCBI's taxonomy places the organism in Eukaryota, Metazoa, Chordata, Mammalia, Rodentia, Cricetidae. Gene Ontology annotation, cellular component: chromosome, telomeric region; nuclear telomere cap complex. Gene Ontology annotation, molecular function: G-rich strand telomeric DNA binding; telomerase inhibitor activity. The record is from RefSeq and is a predicted model, not a curated record. Gene Ontology annotation, biological process: telomere capping; regulation of telomere maintenance via telomerase.